AUGGAUCCUUGGUGGAUGGAUGACGUGCCGGAAGGCUUCAAUGGAAGCGGCGAUGGCGACGAAGACUUGCUGAUCAGAUUUCUCACAAGUCCUGUAGAUGGAACGUCAGUCGUUGAGGAAAGAAUUCUUCAGAAUCACACAACUCUUGCGGAUACAGCAGUGUUUGCUUUGCCCGCAAACUAUGUGGAUCUUCACAUUGUUGGAAGAAAUGAAAAAGAUACUGGGUGUCUUUCACAACUAAAAUCCUUUCUAAUGCGUGAUCCUCGUAAAUGGCGACACGUCAUGAUUGAAUGGGACGGACGGGUGCCUUUACCAAGCACCACGCCUGGGUUCUUAGAUGUCCUUUCCCAGUUGAUGAGAAAUUCCGAAAAAUUGGACAUUAUUGGGUCGCUGGGAGAUGAAGCCGCUUACCGGACUCUAAUGUCAGGUCUAAUGGCGCUAGACGGGACCAGACAGCUCUUGCUACACGAUAUCGGCAGUCUCCGAGAUGAACGAAUUGCCAAGCUCUUGGCCCAUGGCUUGGCUCACUCCCAGACUCUUGAAUCCUUCCGAUUCGAGUCUAUUGAAACCAAACAAGUCGUAGGUGCUGCGUUGAUUGAAGGAUUGAGCAUCAAUGGGUCUUUGAUAUCUCUUGAACUCGAGACAAUAGGAUAUGAAGACGACAAAUUCCUUACUGAUUUAAUCAAUACGGUACAGCAGCACCCCAAAAUUCGUUCGCUAAGUUUGGAAAGCCACGAAAUUCAACAAAAUAUUAUGGACAAAAUGGGAGACUAUCUCAGAGAGGAAGCAUGUCAAUUGAAUGAACUCAAGAUUGUGUACCGGGGUGGAAGAUUACCACCACUGCCGCAGCUCGGCGGUACGAAAACUCAAAAUUCCAGUCUCCAUCGUCUCGACUUGGUUCGGACCAUGAUUCCAAGCCAGUAUCUGGACUCUUUAUGCUCAACUUUCACAGGUUUGUCGGUUCUGGCACUUCCUUUCAAUACGAUUCGGGAUCUUUCACCGCUUAUGGUUGGUUUGUGCCACUUUGCUCCGACACUUCAGGUUCUCGACCUGCGCCAUAAUCAUAUCGAUCAUGAUGGAUUGAAGCAAUUUGCAACCAAGCUGCCGCACAUGAGAAGUCUUCGAAGAUUGUGCCUGACUGGGAAUCCUUUCUUGGACGGCUCGCCAGCUACCGCAAUCUCACUGGAAAUCCUCACCGAAAACGCGAUGAAAAGUCGAAGCUUGGAGUGCCUAGUGUUAUCACCAGAGCAUAACGUCUCGUUCGCUGCUCGACAUGCCAUGAAUAUCAAUCGAGGUGGACGGCGUGGACUGAGUUCGGAGUCGCCCAAUCUUCCGACCAUCGAACUUUGGCCAAAGAUCCUGCAUCGAUCAUUGACGAUCAAGUACUACGACGUUUCUGAUGAUAUUGAAACGCCUCGGAAUGAAAGUCAAAGGUCCGACGUCGUGUUUUAUCUCCUUUGUCACCAUCCCACAAUUUUUGACAGCAACAAGUAA
Messenger RNA from Cylindrotheca closterium, 1494 nucleotides. Lineage: Eukaryota; Bacillariophyta; Bacillariophyceae; Bacillariales; Bacillariaceae. The record is from the annotation of a GenBank genome assembly.